AUGAGCGAGACCGCUAUUUCAUUUGCCCAGGACUUUUUGGCCGCUGGAAUCGCCGCUGUGAUCUCGGAGACUGCUGUUGCCCCCAUUGAAAGAGUCAAGCUGCUCCUUCAGAUCCAGCAUGCCAGCAAGCAAAUUACAGUAGACAAACAAUACAAAGGUAUUGUAGACUGUAUAGUACAUAUUCCCAAGGAGCAGGGCUUCUUGUCCUUCUGGAGAGGCAACUUGGCCAAUGUCAUUAGGUACUUCCCAGCACAGGCUCUCAACUUUGCUUUCAAGGAUAAGUAUAAGAACAUUUUUCUGGAUGGUGUUGACAAGCGUAGCCAGUUUUGGAGGUACUUUGCUGGUAACCUCGCCUCUGGUGGUGCUGCUGGAGCCACGUCCCUGUGCUUUGUCUACCCCCUUGACUUUGCCAGAACCCGUUUGGCUGCUGAUGUCGGGAAGGCUGGCGCAGAGAGAGAAUUCACAGGUCUUGGAAACUGUUUCACAAAGAUCAUUAAGUCUGAUGGUCUGAAGGGCUUGUAUCAGGGCUUCAACGUGUCUGUGCAAGGCAUCAUCAUCUACAGGGCGGCUUACUUUGGCAUCUAUGACACAGCAAAAGAUGGGUUUUAUUAG
Sinocyclocheilus rhinocerous is the source of this 612-nucleotide messenger RNA. Its product is annotated as ADP/ATP translocase 2-like. Gene Ontology annotation, biological process: mitochondrial ATP transmembrane transport; mitochondrial ADP transmembrane transport; negative regulation of mitochondrial outer membrane permeabilization involved in apoptotic signaling pathway. Lineage: Eukaryota; Metazoa; Chordata; Actinopteri; Cypriniformes; Cyprinidae. The transcript has 2 exons. Gene Ontology annotation, cellular component: mitochondrial inner membrane. The coding region runs from base 1 to 612 and encodes 203 amino acids. Gene Ontology annotation, molecular function: ATP:ADP antiporter activity. The record is from RefSeq and is a predicted model, not a curated record.